Messenger RNA from Penicillium manginii, 888 nucleotides. RefSeq lists its product as uncharacterized. The record is from RefSeq and is a predicted model, not a curated record. Bases 1 to 888 code for a protein of 295 amino acids. NCBI's taxonomy places the organism in Eukaryota, Fungi, Ascomycota, Eurotiomycetes, Eurotiales, Aspergillaceae. The transcript has a single exon.
AUGGACCUACCAUCCAGCAGAAGCUUCGUCGACCAUCUGAUCACAGAACUAGCCAGCUUCGAAUUCCCAAGUGGGCCAGAACAGCUUCGAAUCCAGGAAGGCUCCCAGAACCCGUUUGCUAGUCUACCUGCAACACAACUAGCCAAAGUGAAACCAAUCAUCCUUACUCUACACUGCCUCUUCCCAAACGACCUCCUCCCAGCCCUUGACAUCCUAGACCGCAGGCUAGUGCAGCGCCUUGUGCUUAUGCGCACCGAAGACCAAGACCAAAACCAAGACCCAGACACGGCAGCAGCCGUGCCUGACCACCACGCCACAGUCGCAGAUGGAAACACGACGCAAACCCCGGAAGAUCCCCGAAACAGCCAAACUAGGAACCCACACGAUGCCAUUUUCCUAGUAACAUCCGCAUCGGCAGCCCCACGUCAAACGGCCGUACCAGUGCCCGGGGGAGCAGGAGAAGGGAGAGGAGGAGCUUCAACGCCAACGCCCACGCCAGCCAUGCAAGACCCAGAAAAGGGCUACGAAGUACGCCUCAAUGCGUGGAACUGCACCUGCCCCACCUUCGCCCUCUCGGCAUUCAAAGAUCUAGAUUCCCGCCAGGGCUCUGGCUCUGCUUCUGCUUCUUCAACUACUAUGCCCGAAACCCGUUUCCCGGAGAUGAGGGAGAUGCUGCUUGGCCGGGAUGCGCAUGCGCAUGCACUUCCUGUUGUUUAUCCGUUUGGUGGGACCCUUACGCGUGAUACGGACAGGGGGUCCCCGCCGGCUUGCAAGCAUGUUCUCGCUUGUAUACUGUUUGCUCGGUGUGCGGGUUUGUUUGGUCGUGGGGACGACAGAUUGGUUUCUUUGGAGGAGAUGGCUGGUUGGUGUGCUGGAUGGGGUGGGUGA